Aspergillus calidoustus is the source of this 2145-nucleotide messenger RNA. The record is from the annotation of a GenBank genome assembly. NCBI's taxonomy places the organism in Eukaryota, Fungi, Ascomycota, Eurotiomycetes, Eurotiales, Aspergillaceae.
AUGGCCGACGAAUACGAAUAUCUGUCUUCGGACUUUGACCUAAACUCCCUUACCGUCCCUCGUCUCCGAUCAAUACUCGUCAGUCACGAUGUGCCUUACCCAGCCUCGGCCAAGAAGGCCCAGCUUAUCCGCAUCCUCGAGGAGACAGUCCUCCCUCAGGCGAAGAAACUGCUCCGGGAGCGCGACAGAGUGAGGAGAACCAGCGAGGGUAUCACAAAUAUGCCGAGUCGCGAACCUUCUGUGGUUAGUGAGCGCGAAUACCCACAAAAUAUAGCGGCAACGCCGUCAACCGCGUCAACCACUGGUCGAAGAGGUCGAUCUCGAAUCACCACCCGUGGAUCGACUGCUGAUACCGAUGCGAGCGUCACAGCAACCCCGUCGACCACCUCGAGAAAGUCAACGACUAGGUCGCGAGGACAGCGACAGCAAAGGUCGGAGACCGAAACGAAUGACGACCACCUCGCGACGCCUAUCGCGUCAACUGUUUUGACUCCUCGCCCUUCCACCGCUGGUAAGCUGCGACGUAGAGACUUGACGCCUACCGCUGAGCCAGAGCCACAUACGUCGGACAUAGUCAAGUCAGAAUAUAAGGAAGAGAGUGUUUUCACGGACGAUAACCCAUUUCAGACUGGUUCCCCCACGCCUUGGGAUACCCGAAAAUCUUUACCGGCUUCAGAACGGAAGAGGAACAGCAGUGUGCGUCAAACUCUUCUGAGAUCGCCUGAUAAGCGCAGCCGCAAAUCCGAAACCCCGACGUACAUCAAAAGCGAGGAAUAUUUUGAUUCCACAAGUAGGUCGCUUGUUGGGUCUCCUCACGGCGAUCUCGAAGACUAUGCGUAUGGGCAACAAGAUGACUAUAGCAGCGCCGGGGAAGAGUUCACUCCUGAUGAACAGCUGGCAUUGGAGCGAGAGCACGCCGACUUGAUGUACGCUCCAAGACCUCGCAAGCGUCAAUCGAAGCAGGGUCCAGUUACCAAGUCAAUCCCUUGGCUGAUCAUUAUUUCCCUAUUCACGAGUUUUGGUGCCUGGUGGCGCAAAGAGAAACUGGAGAUUGGAUUUUGUGGAAUUGGCAAACCUACUUGGUCCUUGGCUGAAACGAAAGUGCCCGAGUGGGCUAAUGUUAUUGAACCGCAAUGCGAACCAUGCCCAGCACAUGCCUUCUGCUAUCCCAACUUCGAAGCCCGAUGCGAACAUGACUUUAUCCUCACACCUCAUCCUCUUUCGCUCGGUGGCUUGAUUCCUCUUGCACCUACCUGCGAACCUGACAGUGAAAAGGCACGCCGCGUGAAAGCCGUCGCUGACAAGGCUGUUGAGGCUCUUCGUGAUCGCAGAGCUAAAUGGGAAUGUGGUCAGCUUUCUGAAAGCGCCAAAGAAUCCGCGGGUCCGGAUAUCACCGAGACCGAUCUCAAAGAGGAGGUUGGCAAGAAACGUCGCAAGGGCAUGAGCGAUACAGAGUUUGACGACUUGUGGAAGGGAGCGCUAGGCGAAAUCAUUGCGAAGGAGGAAGUGGUUGCCAAAACUAUUCCAUCUUCGUCUGUCCUCACCCUCACAUCAACCUCCGUCGCCCGUCUCCCUCUCACAUGCGCCCUCCGCCGCUACGUCCGACUCUCUCUCCUCGCGUAUCGACUUCCUCUUUCAGUUCUAAUCGCCUCACUGAUUGCUGCAGGGUAUGCUCGCUCUCGAGUGCUUGCCCGCCGCAGUGACCUUGCUCGUGUGCCUGAAUUGGUAGCCACGACACUGGAUCGACUGGCAACGCAGGCAGCUUUGCAUGCGCGUGGCCAGGCCCAUGAAUCCUAUAUUCCUAUCGGGCAGCUCCGUGACGAUGUCCUUCGUUCUGAGCUGAGAGGAAAUCGACGAGAGGAGAUCUGGAAGCGCGUCCGCAACGUCGUUGAAGGCAAUGCUAACAUUCGAGCUGCCGUUCGCGAGGGCCGUGGCGGUGACGUUGCCCGUGUUUGGGAAUGGGUUGGCGGAAUUGGCGGCGUUGGACGACAGAUUGAAGGCAGCACACCAGCAAAGGGGCCCAAAGUGCAAUUCACCCCGUUGCCAAGCGCAGAUGACCGUUCGCCUGACAGCAUGGACACACUUCCUGGGAGAGGCCAGCAGGAAGUGGCUCGCCGAUGGGAUGAGGGUCGACCGAUCUACUGA